Molecule: messenger RNA, 796 nt
Organism: Branchiostoma floridae (Florida lancelet)
Lineage: Eukaryota; Metazoa; Chordata; Leptocardii; Amphioxiformes; Branchiostomatidae
Product: centrosomal protein POC5-like
Exons: 5
Coding region: 1-762 (253 amino acids)
Cellular component (GO): centrosome
Source: RefSeq, a predicted model, not a curated record
AUGGACCCGAACGGUCCAUAUCAUGACCCGAACGGUCCAUAUCAUGACAAUUCACGCCUUCACGCCUUCCCUUACACCACUCAGAGAGGUUUAAACGAAGCUCUUGAGGCGGCGCGUAGCGAGGUGACCCGUCUGCACGGUGAACGUGACCAGUACGAGGAGACGAUGAAGAAAGCGUUCAUGCGCGGGGUGUGUGCGCUCAACCUGGAGGCCAUGUCCAUGUUCCACCAAGGGGAGCAGGGGGGUAGACCAGCAGACCCUCAGGAUGAGGAGGGGGGAUCAGUUGUCCCCCAUGAGGAGGUGUACCAGUCAGGACCCCCCCAGGCUCCCCCACCCCGGGUGGUCACCAGCCAGCACCCCCCACCCAAACCCUCUGUCAGCUUCAGCACUGCCAGACCUGCAACAAAAACUAUUCCUAGCUCAAGGUCAUCUGCAACCCAGAAACCAGGGUCAAGGACAAUCACAGCCAAGGUCACAGCAAAGCAGGAGGGGCCGCGGCUGGGGCAGGCUGGGAAGGGUCCGGGCAGCGUUGCCAUGGGACUGGCCCCGCCCAUGAGCUCUGUCAUGGUGGAGAGGCAUCACCCUGUCACUCAGCAAACAAUAGGGCAUGCCACAGCUUCCAGGUAUCCCAGAAUGCCCUCCCAGUCCCAGCAGCCCUUGCAGCAGUCCCAGUCCACCAUUUCCCAGAGAAAGGUCGCAGGUCAAGCUGGCAAAGUUCAUCUGGGGACACCGAAUGUCCACUCUGUUAAAGUUGUGCAGUAGUAAGAAGAUGAUGUUACACAAUCAUGUACUACAU